AUGGCACCCCAACGGAACUACUACGCCGACUUGGAGCUGCCCAUGACGGCAGAUGUCACGGAGAUCAAAAAGCAAUUUCGAAAGCUAGCUCUGAAAUAUCAUCCCGAUCGUAAUCCUGGCCGAGAACAAGAGGUCAACUCGCAGUUCCAAAUCAUCCAAGCCGCUCACGAAGUACUCAGCGAUCCCGAUGCCAAGGCCAAAUACGACGCCUCUUUCGCACGAUCUGCCGCCUCUAGAUAUCCUGCCUCUUCAGGCGUGAGAGGAAACCCGUGGCAAAAUGUUAGCCAGCAGUACCCUACUCCACCUCGACGUGGUCAGCCGCGAACAGCCACUUCAGGGCCACAGAAUGGAACAAGAGGUACUUCCGGGGCCCAGAGAUGGAACGAGAGAUUCUCAGCCGGUGUGCCUCCAACCGCCAAACAACAACCAGCGCCGGCCACGGCUGCACGAGCUUUUGAAAGCAUGCGGAAAGGCGGUGCUAAGAACGCACAGCAAGACCGCCCCGUCCCACCACCACCUCCACCACCACGAACUGAGAGCGCCAAAAAGAGAGCUGAGGCAUCUUUCGGGGCCAAGAAGGCCGGAUACUAUCCUCGGUCAAACACCCCUGGCGACGAGCCACCAGUGACCAACAACAACUACUACUCCUCCCGUAUGAACGCUGAGCGAGCAGCAGAACCAGUACCCGAUCCCCUGGCCCAGUUUAGAGAGAAAAGUCGCACCGAAGAAAGCUUCAUGGACCCUCCGCAGAGCUCCCCAUAUACCAAAGACGGGAGCGAAAAGUCCGACCCUUCUGACAGUAGUCCUAUCAACCGAGCGAAAAGUGCCAAGGUCCCAUCUCGCAAAGAACCGCGCUCAGAACCAGCGAGUCCACCAACGCCUAAGCGUCGUAGCCCUAGUAUGCCACGGAAAGAGUCGACAGGCGGAGCCCAAAGGAGCCAAUUCGAGACAGGAGCUGAUGAGAGACCCCGGGCUGUCCCUGUUCCUCCCAGUUCACGUCCGAACUCACGGCCCAGCUCAUCGUACAAAGUUCCAAGUGAGCCGGCAGCAGCACCAAAUGACAAUUCAUUCGCAGCCAAUCACUUGUCUAAUAUGUUCACUGUCAACGAAUUAAAUCAGACUCCCUCUAAUCACACGCCCUUCAAUAAACCUGCAACUCCAGUCAACGGAGUGAAAGACCCUUCAAUGUAUGCAAUACCUCAAAAAGACAAGCCAGGUGGCUCUUCAUUGCAUCACGGCAAGAAGUCCACUAAUCAACUAAAAAUGACUCCACCACCAAACCAACACAUUGCCGAAGUCGGCUCAAAGCCAAGGAUUGAAAUAUGUGUCCCUAGUGGAAUGCACGUUACAGUUCACAAUCUCUCUCCUUUUGAGCAGAAACAAAAUGCCAUUCUGAAACGCUUGAUCAAAAACCAAAGAGGCGCUAUCCUAGCACAAGCCAAUAAACCACCUCACCGCACCAUUAUCAAUCAUAAAAAAUCUUCUACAAAAGAAUCGAAUGCUAACAAUGGCCUACCAAGCAGCUUCAAUUUUAGUUUGGACGAUGAUACAUUCGUACCCGAUGCCCCAGGAACCGCCCAAUUUCGAAAAAGCACAAGCGUUGAUGGAAUCAACACCAAUUUUGUCAAGGAUAACACCUCAACUACUUGGCAAUUCAGUGCAGGAAGUGGAGAUAAUGACUCUCUUCCACAGAGCCGUUCUCGAUCAACCAACAAAGCUGAUCGUUGCUCCCCGAUCAGGCGUCGGCCAGUCGCCACGCCCAAGGCGCCCAACUUUGGAACUCAAUCUACCCAGAACUCAACCCGCUUUGACCCAGAGCAGUAUAAAUUUGAGCCGCAGAUGUUUGCCCCUCGGCCUGGUACUCCCAGCAAACCAGGCUCACCCACGCGGAAGACUGGGAAAAAGGUACCAAGAACACCUAUACCCAUGAGUAAAGACAGUACCGCUGCCAUGCCGGAAGAUAAUAGUAACGAUGACCACCCUGCUGGGAGAGGCCGCAACGCUCAACCCAAAGCUACAACGGUUGGCAGUCCGCAAGCAAUGGAUAUUGACUCGCCGCUAACUGCCUCUCCCUCCGCGACUCCUAUUUCUACUCCUCCUCCUCUUGUGCCAACUACUCCCUCUGUGACUUCUACUCCAAUUCCCGUCCCGGCUCCAAUUGUCCCACCACAUACCCACCAUCAGCAUCACUCCCCUGUUGCAAGGAAUAUUCAUGUUGAGCCAUCGCGGCCGGAAUGGCGACCUGGAAACGUCACUGGUCUUGGCCAAGCGCAGAGGCAGUCCGAGGAAAGGAAAGAAAUUCCGAUCAAUUUUAAGGGAUCCGAAGAUAGCGAAGAAUUCCGUGCAACAUUUGAAGAUUUCAAGAAUGUUGCGCCUUUUGCGCCACCGAAACCUGGCCUCAAGUCAUUUACUGAACUCAAGGACAAUCUACCUUUUGAGAGCCAGGCAUCAGCAGAGCUACACCUCAACAAUCCUUCUCAGCCUCAGCAACUUGAACUACCCGAUCCCCCACUUGCUCCUGGACUUCCAUUGAUAGUUGAAGGCGCGAAGCCAAGUGUUCCGGUGUGGACCAAAUAUCUUGAAGAAUUCGAAGGCUAUCUACGGCGCUGGGACAUUUUUAAUUCGCAAGUGGUGGACCAUUUUGCCACACGAAAGGCCAACAUAUCAAAUGCAAGGGUUUCUAAAGGCUACUCAUUCUUAGGGGUCCGAGGCGAUACCGACGUAUCUGAAUAUUACAACUGGGUUGAGCAGGACAAUGGAGUCCGCCGAAUAUGGCUCGCAGCUUGCGAGGAACACGAGACCCGAUUCAGAGAAUUCAUGGCGUUUAGAGAGAAGAUGAAAAUGCCGAUAUAA
Molecule: messenger RNA, 2853 nt
Organism: Trichoderma gamsii
Lineage: Eukaryota; Fungi; Ascomycota; Sordariomycetes; Hypocreales; Hypocreaceae
Exons: 3
Coding region: 1-2853 (950 amino acids)
Cellular component (GO): cytoplasm
Source: RefSeq, a predicted model, not a curated record